AUGCGAUCAGGGUCGGAUCGCCCUGUACUCGGCCUUGACGGAGACCCCGAACAGAUCCAGACAGCGGUGCGGUUUGCGCGAGAUCGACGACUGCGUCCUGUCACCAAAAAUACAGGCCACGACCUAACGGGUCGGCCGAGCGCGCCAGGGUCAUUUCAGAUCGCGACACACCGGCUGAAGUAUAUCAACUACGCCAAGGAUUUUAACCCUGUUGGAAGCAAGGAUGAACCAGGUGUAGGGCCUGCUGUGACGCUGGGGGGGGGGAUUCUCGGUGGCGAACUCUAUGAGGCUGCAGCGGCCGGGGGAUACACAGCUAUUGCGGGAUUGUGUAUGACGGCCGAGGGCAAGAUUGUGACUGCCAAUGAAUACCAAAACACCGAUCUCUUCUGGGCCUUGAGAGGCGGUGGCGGCGGUACUUUUGGCGUCGUUGUUGAUGUCACUGUUCGCGUCUAUCCCGCGACCACAGCGGUGCAUGUCACCAUGGACAGCAAUAUCACAGCGGUCGAUGAAGAUUUCUGGACGGUAGUGUCAGAGCUGUACGCAGCUAUACCCAAAUUCAGCGCCAACCGGAACUUCGUCAAAGUCGACUUUAUAUCAACCGUGGGGAGCAUCUUUGACAGUGGCGACAUCCCCUACACCUCCUCGUCCGAAUUUAUCGAACAAAUUAGCACCAAAUUGGCCGCAAACCCCGGUUUUAUCUACGGGGGUGGGAUUGGAACCUUGCACGGAUCUGUUCUAAUCUCUGAAUCCUACGCCUUCUUCGCCGAGGGACCGGCGCAGAUGGCGACGGCGUUUUCGAAACUCCAGCUCCGACCAGGCGAUGGCAUCCAAGUUGCUAGCAUGGUAACUGGGAAGGUCCGUGAGAACGGGGCCACAGUGCAGAGCGCAAUACACCCUUCCUUCCGCGAGGCGCUGCUUUUUGUCGAUCUGGUGCUGGGUCUUUCUUCGACUUCAUCUGCGGAGGAGCAAGCGGCUGUCCAAAAUAAGCUGACGCAUUUCCAGAUGCCGCAGCUGUAUGCGCUGGAAGAUCAUCGGAUGGCAUCGUAUUAUAAUAUUGGUAAUCCGGGGGAGCCGGAUUUCCGUCAGGCGUUCUGGGGCAAAGAUAACUACGAGCGGUUUUUUGAACAGGUCUCUAUCACUCCGCAGCCAUUGACAGACACAGCCAAGAAUCUAUCGCAGAGCACCUGGUGGGUCUAUGGCCGGAUACUCCUGGACGUUCCGUACAGUGAUCAAGCCAGUACAUGUAUGGAGGCUCCUGAUGGUGGAGGAAAAGAAGAAUGA
Messenger RNA from Aspergillus tanneri, 1281 nucleotides. RefSeq lists its product as uncharacterized. The transcript is spliced from 5 exons. Lineage: Eukaryota; Fungi; Ascomycota; Eurotiomycetes; Eurotiales; Aspergillaceae. The coding region runs from base 1 to 1281 and encodes 426 amino acids. Gene Ontology annotation, molecular function: flavin adenine dinucleotide binding; oxidoreductase activity. The record is from RefSeq and is a predicted model, not a curated record.